Molecule: messenger RNA, 6994 nt
Organism: Micropterus salmoides (largemouth bass)
Lineage: Eukaryota; Metazoa; Chordata; Actinopteri; Centrarchiformes; Centrarchidae
Product: NLR family CARD domain-containing protein 3-like
Molecular function (GO): protein binding
Source: RefSeq, a predicted model, not a curated record
UGUUACUUUCACAUCACAUACUUGUAGUUGUUUUUUUGUUUGUUUUACAUUUUAAGGCAUUGUAUCUUUCUUUUCCCGCUUUGCUGCGGUUGAUCUUUAUAAGACCUCAACACUCUGAUUCCCAACAAGACACACUGAUCAUCUAAAUAAGUGUGGGCUCUGCUAUGAAUCAGUGUGAGGACAGAGAGGAGGGAGUCCCUCCCUCUAAAAGCACUCUGUGUGGGGAACAUGACAGCCAGACCAAAGCUCAGAGCCCAGAGCAGCAGCAGGGACCAGACUCUGCUGGACCUGGACCUGGACCUGGACCUGGACCCAGCUGUGUGUCCAUCAAGAGUGACCGGUCUAUGGACAAACCUCUUGAGUUCAAAGGGGGACACCACUCUGCUGAUCAAAGCUUUCAGAGUCCCGACUCUUCUGUACCCAGCUGUGUGUCGCUCAAGAGUAAUUGGUCUAUGGAGAGACAACCUGGCUUUACAAGUGGACAACACACUACUGAACUUCUUGAGAUCCAGCAGCAAAGACAAGCCUGUCCUGUGCCCACAUGUAUGUCCAUAAAGAGUGACAGCUCUAUGGAUCAACCUCUUUACAUUGCCAAGCAAAUUGUUCAGUCUGCCCAGCAGCAUCAAACAGACCAGGACUCCAUAUUUAUGCUGCUUGAGGACAAUAUUGUCAGUUUUGUGAAAAAUGAACUGAAGAGAUUUCAGAGGGUUCUAAGUCCAGAUUACCCAGAAUGCUUAGUAAGUCAGAGGGAGGAUGAGGAGAAGUUGGACCGAGGAGCAGGAGAAGAGGAGGAGCAGCAGAGGAGGAGCAGCAGAGAGGCAUUUCUGAACAUCACACUGCACUUCCUGAGGAGAAUGAAGCAGGAGGAGCUGGCUGAGCGUCUGCAGAGCAGAACUGUUGCUGCAGUGUGCCGACGUAAACUCAAGUCUAACCUGAAGAAGAAGUUCCAGUGUGUGUUUGAGGGGAUUGCUAAAGCAGGAAACCCAACCCUUCUGAACCAGAUCUACACAGAGCUCUACAUCACAGAGGGAGGGACUGCAGAGGUCAAUGAUGAACAUGAGGUCAGACAGAUUGAAACAGCAUCCAGGAAACCAGACAGACCAGAAACAACCAUCAGACAAGAAGACAUCUUUAAAGCCUCACCUGGAAGAGAUGAACCAAUCAGAACAGUGAUGACAAAGGGAGUGGCUGGCAUUGGGAAAACAGUCUUAACACAGAAGUUCACUCUGGACUGGGCUGAAGAGAAAGCCAACCAGGACAUACAGUUCACAUUUCCAUUCACUUUCAGAGAGCUGAAUGUGCUGAAAGAGAAAAAGUACAGCUUGGUGGAACUUGUUCAUCACUUCUUUGCUGAAACCAAAGAAGCAGGAAUCUGCAGCUUUGAAGAGUUCCAGGUUGUGUUCAUCUUUGACGGUCUGGAUGAGUGUCGACUUCCUCUGGACUUCCACAACAAUGAGGUCCUGACUGAUGUUACAGAGUCCACCUCAGUGGAUGUGCUGCUGACAAACCUCAUCAGGGGGAACCUGCUUCCCUCUGCUCGCCUCUGGAUAACCACACGACCUGCAGCAGCCAAUCAGAUCCCUCCUGAGUGUGUUGACAUGGUGACAGAGGUCAGAGGGUUCACUGACCCACAGAAGGAGGAGUACUUCAGGAAGAGGUUCAGAGAUGAGGAGCAGGCCAGCAGAAUCAUCUCCCACAUCAAGACAUCACGAAGCCUCCACAUCAUGUGCCACAUCCCAGUCUUCUGCUGGAUCACUGCUACAGUUCUGGAGGAGGUGUUGAAGACCAGAGAGGGAGGAGAGCUGCCCAAGACCCUGACUGAGAUGUACAUCCACUUCCUGGUGGUUCAGUCCAAACUGAAGAACAUCAAGUAUGAUGGAGGAGCUGAGACAGAUCCACACUGGAAUAAAAAGAGCAGGAAGAUGAUUGAGUCUCUGGGAAAACUGGCUUUUGAGCAGCUGCAGAAAGGAAACCUGAUCUUCUAUGAAUCAGACCUGACAGAGUGUGGCAUCGAUAUCAGAGCAGCCUCAGUGUACUCAGGAGUGUUCACACAGAUCUUUAAAGAGGAGAGAGGGCUGUACCAGGACAAGGUCUUCUGCUUUGUCCAUCUGAGCGUUCAGGAGUUUCUGGCUGCUCUUCAUGUCCAUCUGACCUUCAUCAACUCUGCUGUCAAUCUGCUGGAAGAAGAACAAUCAACCUCCUGGCUGUCUAAAGUCUUCAGAGACAAACCUAAACUUAAACUUCUCCACCAGAGUGCUGUGGACGAGGCCUUACAGAGUCCAAAUGGACACCUGGACUUGUUCCUCCGCUUCCUCCUGGGUCUCUCACUGCAGACCAAUCAGACUCUCCUGCGAGGUCUGCUGACACAGACAGGAAGUAGCUCAAAGACCUACCAGAAAACAGUUGAGUACAUCAAGAAGAAGAUCAGUGAGAAUCUGUCUCCAGAGAGAAGCAUCAAUCUGUUCCACUGUCUGAAUGAACUGAAUGAUCGUUCUCUAGUGGAGGAGAUCCAACAGUCCCUGAGUUCAGGAAGUCUCUCCACAGAUAAACUCUCUCCUGCUCAGUGGUCAGCUCUGGUCUACAUCUUACUGUCAUCAGAAAAAGAUCUGGACGUGUUUGACCUGAAGAAAUACUCUGCUUCAGAGGAGGCUCUUCUGAGGCUGCUGCCAGUGGUCAAAGCCUCCAAGAAAUCUGUGCUGAGUUUCUGUAACCUCUCAGAGAGAAGCUUUGAAGCUCUUUCUUCAAUUCUCAGCUCCCAGUCCUCUAGUCUGAGAGAGCUGGACCUGAGUAACAACGACCUGCAGGAUUCAGGACUGAAGUUGCUCUGUGUUGGACUGGAGAGUCCACACUGUAAACUAGAAACUCUCAGGCUGUCAGGUUGUAGGGUCAGUGAGGAAGGCUGUACUUCUCUGGCUUCAGCUCUGAGCUCCAACCCCUCCCAUCUGAGAGAGCUGGACCUGAGCUACAAUCAUCCAGGAGACUCAGGAGUGAAGCUGCUGUCUGAUGGACUGGAGGAUCCACACUGGAGACUGGACACUCUCAGGCUCAGUGGCUGCAAUCUAUCAUGGAGAAGCUGUGAAGCUCUGUCCUCAGUUCUUAGUUCACAGUCCUCUAGGCUGAGAGACCUGGACCUGAGUAACAACGACCUGCAGGAUUCAGGAGUGAAGUUACUGUCUGCUGGACUCAAGAGUCCACACUGUACACUGGAAACUCUCAGGCUGUCAGGUUGUCUGAUCACAGAGGAAGGCUGUUCUUCUCUGGCCUCUGCUCUGUGGUCCAACCCCUCCCAUCUGAGAGAGCUGGACCUGAGCUACAAUCAUCCCGGAGACUCGGGAAUGGAGCUGCUGUCUGCUGGACUGAAGGAGCCACACUGGAGACUGGACAUUCUAAGGAUGGAAAAUUGUGGAGAGCAGAGACUGAAACCUGGUGUGAAGAAGUUUUCUUGUGAACUUGCACUGGACCCAGACACGGCAUACAGAAAGCUCAAACUGUCUGACGACAACAAGAAAGUAACCGCAGUGAGAGAGUAUCAACCAUAUCCUGAUCAUCCAGAGAGAUUUGACUGCUUCUGUCAGCUGUUGUGUAGAAAUGGUCUGACUGGUCGCUGUUACUGGGAGGUCGAGUGGGAAGGAGCAGUUCAUAUAGCAGUGACUUACAGAGGAAUCAGAAGGAAAGGAAACAGUGCUGGAUGCAGGUUUGGAAUGAACAAUCAGUCCUGGAGUCUGAGCUGCUCUGGGGUUGGUUCCUCUGUCUGGCACAAUGGCAGAGUCGCAGACCUCCCUCUCUCCUCCUCCUCCUCCUCCUCUAACAGAGUAGCAGUGUAUGUGGACUGUCCUGCUGGCUCUCUGUCCUUCUACAGAGUCUCCUCUGACACACUGAUCCACCUCCACACCUUCAACACCACAUUCACUGAACCUCUUUAUCCUGGGUUUGGGAUUGGUUUUGGCAUUCGCUCAUCUGGGUCUGUAUCGCUCUGUGAGCCGUAGGAGGAAGAAUGUGGUAAAAAAAGGAUCAACGCUAAGUCCACAGAAUCUGGCUACGUCAUGUUCUGAAUGGGUUCCAGCUUAGUCGUGGUUUGCAUGUCUACAGUAAAUGUUUCAGAAGCAGAGCGUAUCAUCUUCAGCAGUCAAUUUUAGAAUAUAGUUCAGAGUUUUUGUCCAAUUGCUUUGUAUGGAUGGACUUUAAUAUACAGUUUAAUGACAGGACCAUGCCGUCUUUCAUCUAAAUGCCCUGUGAGUAACCUAAGUUUACAUUAAAGCGGGUAAAAUGUUUUCUCACCCAAAAUAAUGAUACUGUAGAUCUGCCCAGUGUGGGUUGAGAGCUGUGUGGCAUCAAGAAGACAACCUUUUAUUGCUUUAUUGGUUUUGUCAGAUAACGUCUUGAUUAUAAAAUAUUGAUGUGAUCAGCACCACAGUCCAGCAGCUUGUAAAUGACUGGUGGUCAACAAGUAGUAAUUAUGAGAUCCGGUUAAAUUACUGUUUUACACUUGUUCUGUUGUCUGAGAGAAACAUGUUCAUUUUGUCAGUAUAUCAGAAUCAGAGUCCAGAAUGUUAAAAUGUAGCUACAAGGAUAUUGAAUCUUGCUUUCAGAAGCCCUCAUAAUGUGGUUACACUGAACCUUUUAUAUAUGUUUGGUUGGUCAGUGUAUAUUGUAAAGACAGGAAGUGCAAAAGUACAUCAUGGGGGUGUAAAACUCCUGAAUGAAAUAUUGUACAGCUAAUUAAGUUAGCAUAGUUAUCAUACUGUACUGUAUAUAGUUAACUUACAUACAGAGGCAGUUUAUUUGAAUUGAAUAUAUUUGUCAUUGUAACAAUACAGUGAAAUUAAGUGCAGUCCUUACUCAGUGCGAGACAGCUAGUAAAAUAUAAAAACACAUAAAACCAUAAAAACAACACUAUAGCCACUGUGCUGCCCGUGGGUGUGUAUAUACAGCAUAAAGUAUGUCAACUGUAGUUGAGUCUGAUGGUGUAUGGACAGCAGUUGUUCUUGCGUCUUUUUUGCUGUUUUGUAGAUAUACCAGGAGUAAGUAGUGAUUUCUCCUGCCUGUUUCUUGACUCAGAAGGUGUACAACAAUAAACUAAUAAAAGAUUUAACUUGUAAAGAACCCAAACAUGUCUUGCCACCUACAAUUCUCAACCUGCUGUAGCUACUGUGUAGUUGAAAUUAUUCUUUUACAACAACGACCGCUGCUUACCUUGUCUAAUGGUAGAGCCCCCUGACUAAUUACUAGGACAAGUAUACAAAUAAAUGUUAUUAGUCAAAUCUGGAUGAUUUGACAAGGCCAAACACAAAGGCCCUAGACCGCCUCUAACAUUUAAUUUAUUUAUUGUACACAAGGGCUCAGUUGAGGGAAUUUCUUUACUCAAGGAGAGCUAGAUAGAUGUUUCAAGUUUUGAAAAUGAAUUUAGUAGUGUCACGGUUUUGGUGAGCGCAAAGCAGGUGAGAUGAUCACAAAUAAACUACAACCAAUGGGGAACACAGACUGAAGCUAGAAUUAAACAGAAACUGCAAAUGAACAAUGGAAUAAACAAGGCUAAACAGAGAACACAAGACAAGGAACAAAACCCCCAAACAGAAAACAUGGACCAACUGUUACACAGAACAGGGUAGGGAACAGAGACAGGACUAACCAGGAAACAGGACAAAACUAAACAUGGAAAAGAUCAGAGAUAAGGAAAAUACCAAACACCUCUGAACACCAGCUGACAGAUCAUCACCAGAUAAACAAUAACAUCAGGUAGAGUUAGCACACUAAGGUAGCAAGCAAACUAUACCUAAGUCUAAAUUAACAGAACAGAAACAGGGAGUCUAAAUGCAUGGCGUUAGCAACAAAACAAACAGGGACCGAACCAAAAAAAAACGCAGAGUGACUAAGGGAGACAAGAUAACAGAACAACACAGACAAACUCAGCAACAGGCUAAGAUAACUGAACAAAACAGAUUAACACUAGCAGACUGGACACAGGACAACAGACAGGACUGAAACCCAAAACACAACAGACUAAAUAACAGAUACCAGUUACUACAACAAUGCAUUUUAGAAAUGCUCAACAAGUGUCCUGAAAUUCUUUGUUCAAAUUGCACUGCAGCUUUUCAAACUGUUGAAUAAUAAAAUGCACUGAGGUUAAAACUACAUCAUUUGAGAUUUAUGGUCACACUGAUUAAGGAUUUGUUAUGACUUCACUUGUUCAAGGUCCACAGAUCACAGCCGCACUUCCUUCUUUUUAUAGCAUAAUAAUGGGAGAUCGAACUGUCUCUGAAUCAACAGACCUUUAACUUUAAAAAAAACCUGCUGAGAGUUACAUGUUUAUUCUCUCUGGUUGGUUCCUUGAUUGAAGCUGCUGAGUAAUUUCUCCUUCACUCAUCGGCUUCGGGCAGAUUAUUUUCCCCUUUUAAAGGUAACGUAGCUAACAACUUUCCAUUAAGUUACUGUCUGCGAGUGUCAGUGUUAAACUAAUCUACUAACAGUAGAGGUGAUGUUGGUAGUAAUGUUUUAUGUUGCUUUGUUGAACAUUGAAUCAGGAUGGCCUCUGGGUUAUUUUUUUUAAUUUUCAGCCUUUCCUUGUAAGAUUUAUUCUAAAGACUGAGUGAGAUUGCCAUGUUUCACAUUGAAGUGCUUCGCCAUAUCAUCUAAUGUCAGGAUAACUAACAUGAUCAAUAACAUCCAUACCACUUUACAGAAUACAAAUGGAUCUUUGUAGUUAUCAGUACUGACGGACAGUCACUCCAAAAUUUCCUCUGCACCAAAAGAGUAAAAUGAAAUGUGUCAAAUAAAUGCUAAAUUGUAGUAUGAAUCAUUUAUUAAUUGUAAUAUAAAUUCAAUGUUCAUCUUUAGUAACGUAAUUCUUUGGUACCUUUGAGGCAGUGUCUUGUGUUGGUGAAAUAUUAGAAGCACCUGUACCAUACAAUGAAAUUCAAAACAAUGCCAUAAACCUUAAAAAAGAAAACAGAAUCAACUCUUCAACAACUAUUAAAAUUAAAUGAUUCACAAAGUA